AUGGCGAGAGUUUCGAUUUUGUUGUGUUUGGUUCUAUUGGUUACAUUAGGAGUUGUGAUAAGUGUCUCAUUUGCCGACAAUAUUGAGGUGAAAUCGAAACAUUUGGAGAGCAGUAAGAAAGAUACUAAAGUUGAUCGUAAUAGCAAACACAUAGAGAAAGGAGGAGAAAAGAUAAACGAUGAUCGCAAUGCCGGUUCUGAAGUCGAUAAAAACGGUAAAAACGACGAAAAGAAAGACCAUGAUGUGCAUAAAAAGGGUGAUCAACAUGGAAAGAAAGACGAUGAUGAAGAGAAGAAGCAUGGUGAUAAGAAGAAGAGUGCUGAUCAUCUUAAAAAUGGUAGGGGCAGCGAUGAUGAUGAUGAAAAGGAGCAUAAGGAUAAAAAGAAGGGUGAACAUGAUGAUGAUGAUGAUGAUGAUGAUGAUGAAACUGAUACUGAUACUGAUGAUGAUACCGAUGAUGAUGAUGAUGAUGAUGAAGAUGAGGUUGAUGGGGAUGAUGAUGAAAAGGAGAAUAUUGGUUUAUAUGAGCUCAAGAAGGGAAAUCUAACAGUCAAAUUCACAAAUUGGGGUGCUUCAAUCAUGUCUCUCCAUUUUCCGGACAAAAAUGGAAAAUCUGGCGAUAUUGUUCUUGGUUAUGACAGCGUCAAAAGCUACAAGACCGAUAAAGUCUAUUUUGGAGCAACCGUGGGCCGAGUAGCGAAUAGAAUAGGAAAGGCCCAAUUCAAAUUGAAUGGCAAAGAGUACAAGACAGUUGCCAACGAUGGCAAAAACACACUUCAUGGUGGAAAGAAAGGGUUUGGGGAUGUAGUGUGGGCAGUUACAAAACACAAGUAUGAUGGCAAGAAACCUCACAUUGUCUUCACUUACACAAGUCCUGAUGGCGAUCAAGGGUUUCCCGGAGAACUCAAUGUCACGGUGACUUAUCAACUUGUCAAAAACAAUGAAUUAAGUGUGGUGAUGGAGGCAAUGCCUAAAGAUAAAGCAACUCCGGUGAACUUAGCUCAUCAUUCUUAUUGGAAUCUUGGUGGUCAUAACGCUGGAGAUAUUUUGUCUGAAGAAAUUCAAAUCCUCGGCUCAAGUUAUACGCCCGUCGACGGUGAACUCAUUCCCACCGGAAAUAUAUCUCCGGUCAAAGGAACACCGUACGAUUUUCUCCAACUCCGUCCUAUUAAAGAUAAUAUGAAGGAUCUUAAAACAGGAUAUGAUAUUAAUUAUUGCUUAGAUGGUAAGGCGGAUAAGAUGAGGAAAAUCGUGGAACUCAUAGAUAAGAAAUCGGGUAGAAAAAUGGAGUUAUCAGGAAACCAACCGGGUUUGCAAUUCUAUACCGGAGGAAUGUUAAAGAACAUCAAGGGGAAGAAUGGGACGGUUUACCAAGCUUACGCGGGAUUAUGUCUAGAAACACAAAGUUAUCCAAACGCAGUAAAUAAUCCAAAAUUUCCUUCACAGAUUGUUGAGCCAGGGAAAAAGUACAAACACACUAUGCUUUUCAAGUUCUCUAUUGUUUCAUAGAGCACUGUUUUAGAUUUGAUACAUGAAGAUAUAUAUAUCUUUGAACUAUUAUUAUCAAUAUUCAUGAAGAAGAAACUAGUUAGAUUGUAAGUUUGUAACAGCUCAAUCUUUCAA
Messenger RNA from Eutrema salsugineum, 1623 nucleotides. Its product is annotated as aldose 1-epimerase. The record is from RefSeq and is a predicted model, not a curated record. NCBI's taxonomy places the organism in Eukaryota, Viridiplantae, Streptophyta, Magnoliopsida, Brassicales, Brassicaceae. The transcript is spliced from 6 exons. Bases 1 to 1509 code for a protein of 502 amino acids. Gene Ontology annotation, biological process: beta-D-galactose catabolic process via UDP-galactose, Leloir pathway; glucose metabolic process. Gene Ontology annotation, molecular function: aldose 1-epimerase activity; carbohydrate binding.